AUGGAUGUUGAAGCUUUGCUUGAGCAGCUUACGCUGGAGGAGAAGGUGGCUCUCACAGCCGGCAAUGGAUGGUGGCACACACAAACUAUUGAGCGCCUAGGCAUCCAGCCUAUUCGCCUGUCUGACGGCCCCAAUGGUGUGCGCGGCACCCAUUUCUUUGACAGCACUCCCUCCUCUUGCCUCCCUUGCGGCACUGCCAUUGGCGCGACAUUCGACACAGAACUAGUCAAACGCCUGGGUCGUUUGCUCUCAGAUGAAGCUCAUGCCAAGGGCGCCCACGUUAUCCUUGGACCUACCAUCAACAUCCAGAGAAGUCCACUCGGUGGUCGCGGCUUCGAGUCCUACUCGGAGGAUCCCGUGCUUUCGGGUAUCCUCGCCGGCCACUACGUCAACGGAGUCCAGGAGUCUGGUGUGUCUGCUACUCUGAAGCACUAUGUCUGCAACGACAUGGAGAGCGAGCGCAUGGCCGUCAACGCCAUUGUGACGGAGCGUGCCCUGCGAGAGAUCUACCUCCUCCCCUUCAUGAUCGCAAUCGAGAUGGGCAACCCCAGAGCCAUCAUGACAUCUUACAGCCAGCUUAACGGUCAGCACGCUGCAGAGAACAAGCACAUCUUGCAGGAGGUUCUGCGCGACGAGUGGAAGUGGGACGGCCUGAUUAUGAGCGACUGGUUCGGCACCUACAGCACGUCCGAGGCCAUCAACGCUGGUCUUGAUCUGGAGAUGCCGGGACCAACACGCUGGCGUGGCCAGGCACUCGCACACGCCGUGACAUCGAACAAGGUCAAGCGGUCCGUCUUGGACUCGGCCGUGCGUAACAUCUUGAAGCUGGUCAAGCAUGGUCUCGAGAACACAAAGAUCCCGCCAAACGCCCCAGAGACCGAGGUCAACACCCCUGAGAACGUCGCUCUUCUGCGCGAAACGGCUGCCAAGUCGCUGGUGCUGCUGAAGAACGAGAGGAGUAUCUUGCCUUUCGACAAGAACAAGAAGGUCGCUGUCAUCGGACCCAGCGCCAACAUUGCAACCUACUGCGGUGGCGGCAGCGCUGGCCUGAGAGCCUACAAGACUGUCACUCCGUUGGAGGGCAUCAAGGGUCUUGCCAGCGAUGUCGUCUUUUCUCAAGGCGCAUACGGUCACCAGUCUCUGCCUCUUCUUGGAAAGCGCCUUCGCACACCCGACGACAAGCAGCAGGGUUUCGUCCUUCGCAUCUACAACGACCCCCCUGCCCCCAACGGUGCCGCCGACUCUCGAAAGCCCCUCGAGGAGCGCGUCCUCGACGAUGCCAACAUCUGGUUCGUCGACUACGAGAACCCUGACCUUAACCCGCUUUGGUGGGCUGAGACCGAGGGCACCCUUGUCCCGGAGAAAUCUGGAGAGUGGGACUUUGGCCUCUCGGUGCACGGCACUGGCGAGCUGUACGUCGACGGCAAGUUGGUGGUGUCAAAUGUGGAGAACCAGCGACUGGGAAGCAGUUUCCUCGGCUGCGGAACAGUGGAGGAGACGGGACACAUGCAUCUUGAGGCCGGCCGCAGCUACCGCAUCCUUGUGCGCUUCGGCUGCUCUGCCACUAGCAAGAUCAAGCCUUCCGGUACCGUUGAUUUCGGCCAAGGUGGUGUCCGCUUCAGCGGAUGCCCGAGACUGGAGCCCAAGACGGCGAUCCAGGAGGCCGUUGAAGUUGCCAAGAGCGUUGACCAGGUCGUUAUCUGCGCCGGCCUUAGCGGCGAGUGGGAGUCUGAGGGAUUCGACCGGACGACAAUGGCGCUGCCCCCGGGCACCGAUGACUUGAUUGCCGCUGUCGUGGCGGCUAACCCCAACACUGCCGUUGUUAUCCAGAGUGGCACGCCGGUUACCAUGCCCUGGAUUGACCAGGCUGGUGCUGUCGUCCAGGCGUGGUUCGGUGGCAACGAGUGUGGAAACGGCAUUGCCGAUGUGCUCUUCGGAGAUGUCAACCCGGCUGCAAAGCUCCCGCUCACGAUGCCUCGCCGGUUGGCGGACAACCCCGCUGCUUUGAACUACCGUUCCGACAACGGCCGUGUGCUUUACAGCGAAGAUGUCUACGUUGGCUACCGCUGGUACGACACGCUUGAUAUCACUCCCUUGUUCCCCUUCGGCCACGGCUUGUCAUACACCACUUUCAACGUCUCAGACCUCGAGGUAUCACAGUCCUCCGAAGAUAGCGUUACCGUUCGCGUCAAGGUCACCAACACCGGCUCUCGCGCAGGCGCCGAGGUUGUCCAGGUCUACGUCACGCCUGCCGCGCGGACACCCCUUACAAGCACCAUCCGCGAUACCAUCACUCGCGCGGCCAAAGAGUUCAAGGGAUUCGCUAAGGUUACCCUUGAGGCAGGUGCCAGCACCACGGCGGAGAUCACGUUGGAUGUCUUGCGUGCUACUAGUUACUGGGCUGAGCUGGAGGACUGCUGGCGCAGCGAUGCUGGCAACUACGGUAUCUUGGUGGGUACAAGCAGCCGCGGCGAAUUCCUUGAGAAGUCUCUUGAGGUCAAGCAAACAAGGAGAUGGAAGGGCCUGCGGGCCUAG
Colletotrichum truncatum is the source of this 2535-nucleotide messenger RNA. Its product is annotated as beta-glucosidase. Gene Ontology annotation, molecular function: beta-glucosidase activity. Lineage: Eukaryota; Fungi; Ascomycota; Sordariomycetes; Glomerellales; Glomerellaceae. The record is from RefSeq and is a predicted model, not a curated record. Gene Ontology annotation, biological process: glucan catabolic process.